CAAAUAGUAAACUUGGAACGAUACAUGAAAUUUUUAGUUGGCAUGAGUGGGCUUGGCCAGAUGAGGAAGAAGAAGUCAGAUAUAUUUUGGCUAGGUCAUUACCAGAGUUAGGACCAUGGGAAAAAUAUACACUUGAACAAAUUAUAAAAAUUGCAAAAGAUUAUAUUUUUAAAAGGCCAGAACCAUUACUAUCAGAGCAUACGACGCCUCCUAAGUCUUGGACUAUGCCAGCACCACAUAUUUAA
This is a messenger RNA of Dentiscutata erythropus, 245 nucleotides long. The record is from the annotation of a GenBank genome assembly. Lineage: Eukaryota; Fungi; Glomeromycota; Glomeromycetes; Diversisporales; Gigasporaceae.